Molecule: messenger RNA, 3361 nt
Organism: Lethenteron reissneri (Far Eastern brook lamprey)
Lineage: Eukaryota; Metazoa; Chordata; Hyperoartia; Petromyzontiformes; Petromyzontidae
Product: homeobox protein Hox-B9-like
Biological process (GO): regulation of DNA-templated transcription
Molecular function (GO): DNA-binding transcription factor activity, RNA polymerase II-specific; DNA binding
Source: RefSeq, a predicted model, not a curated record
UAAAAAAAAAAAACUCGCUCGGCAAUUUUGAAAGAGAUCUCAGCGCCGGCGGUGGGAAUGAAGGUUCCUGCAAAUUGCGCUCAGUGACGAAUUGCCCCCGUUGCUCGACUCUUAGUCGGACGCGGUGUUUGCUCUGCGCGUCACUCUCUCGGUUUCGAGUCAAUUUUUGACCAGACACAGGCGAGCGGCAUCUCUCGCCGCGCCGCGCGAAUCAAUAGGGACGGCCGCGAAGGAAGCCUCAACUCCGUGACGGAGCCGCACCGCAACUUACGCACCACCAACUCCGGGAGGAGGAGGGAGAGGAAGCAGAAGAGAAGCUCGUGGAGUGUUUAGGGGUUUUUUUUUGAAGAGUUACCAAAAAAGAGAAAGAAACAACAGAACCCUUGCGUUCGCGCGCGGGGAACCCUCCGUUCGCAAGUCACGGACACGGCGAGGCGAGCAGCGUCUCGCUGUGCGCGGCAGUGCGAGUGAAUGGAUCAGGACUACAAAGGCGCAGAGAUCCCUGGUGAGAAGGUAGGGCUGCUGCAGGAUCCCGCGCGACCUCCCAUGGGGAUGGUCUUCCACGGGAACCUGAGCUUCCCCGGGCCGGGCUCCAUGCAGCCGAUCUUCGGCGCGCGCUCCUAUCCGCUCCACGCCGACCAAGUGUCGAUGCCGACUACGCCAUCGGCCCUCGACCGCGACUCCCCGACGCUCGACCCGCUGCGCUACAUUCCACAAUCGCUGAGCGGCCACGGGGGGUCCGAGCAGCAGGCCUCUUUGCCGGUCUCCCUGCCGACCUCGGUGCCGGCGCUGAUGGCGGGCAGGCACCAGCAGCACCUGCACAACCCGCACCACCACCAUCACCCGCAUCCCGUCGGCACCGCGCCCUCGGCCUAUCAGUACCAGCGCUCGCCCGCCGAGUGCCAGGUCACCCCGUCGCCGCUCUAUCCGACGUGGGCGCAGAUGGACUACCAGAGGGCCGCCGUGCUCGGCGGCCCGGCAGACGGUGGCUUCUCCGACCAGAGGAUGGGCCCAUAUGGCCACCACCACCACCACCACCACGCGGCGCCCUACUACAGUCCGCCCUACAGCAGCGGAGCGCUCAACCACGGCCUCGCCAACAUGUCCUCGGCCCUCGCACUGGGUGGCAUCGCGGGCCACUGGUCGCAGGCGGCGCAGGGCACUUCGUGCGCGUCGCGGCCGCGCAAGAAGCGCGUCCCCUACAGCAAGCAGCAGAUCUCCGAGCUGGAGAGAGCCUUCGACGAGAACCGAUUCCUCACCCCGGAGCUGCGCCUCAGCAUCUCGCACCGGCUCAGCCUCACCGAGCGACAGGUCAAGAUUUGGUUCCAGAAUCAGCGGCAGAAGGAGAAGAAGCUGAUGCGAAGGCAGCAGAGUGGAGCCGCGGCCAACGCCUCCAACAUCAACAACGGGAGCGGUGGCACGACCGGCUCGGCCACUCUGCCGUGAGACUCUCGCCUCGGCCUCUCCUCGCCCGGCUCCCCACGUCUCCCCCCCCCCCACCCACAACUCUCUCUGUCUCAGUUAUCUUUAUAAAUACACCGCCCCCAACGCCUCUACUCCACACCGAUCCCGCAACUGUGGCGAAAUGCGCUUACACUGUAGCGCCCAAUGAAUGGCAUCGUCACCACCACCACCACUACGACCAUCAUCGUCAUCGUCGUCGUCCUCGUUGUGAUUGAUCAUCGCCGUGGAACCGACCUCGGGACCGUCCCGAGGGCCAGCCGGUCGCUACGACGCAUCUGUGGGCCCGCGACAGCCGGGACGCUGCUUGUGCGAGACGCACGGAGGAGGAGGAGACGCGGUUGUGUGUGUGUGUGGUACGUGUGUUACUUGACUGUGCCCCAAGCUGCAGAUGUGCCUGUGUGUGCGUCUAAUAUAUGAGGUUGACUCAGCCUCAAAUGAUGACCUGGUGCGGUGUGUAAAAUUAAAAAAAAACAUCGCCACUGGGGAGACAAAGGCGACCGGGCGUGGUAUCUGGCAACUCACUGACACCCCUCCCCCUUCUCCCCACUCGUGUGCCGUGCCGGCCUUCAAAGGUGCUUCUUAACAGCAAUUGCCCCUAACAGUAUGUUAAGGCUAUACGGGGGAUCUUUGUCUUCGUGUGUCUAUGCAAUGCGAGAAAUAUUCACUGAAGGCAAAACGAAACUUUAACUCGGGGUCGUUCUGACUUCAAGAUGCUGAAGAUGUUGCAAAUUCCGCGGAAGAACUUUACACUAUUAUAAGGACACUUUUAUAUACAGUAUAUAUAUAUGUGUGUGUGUACUCUGCAUUGCUCUGCUCUGAAAUUACAGUUGAUACCGGAUUGUGUGUAGUGAGUAACUGCGUAUUGUUAGUGAGUACUCGCUGUGGUAGCGAAUAUACUGACAGUGUGCCGUAAUUUUAAAUUUUUGUUUUCAAAGAAUCAAAACGCACUAAUUUAAUGAUGGUAAAUACUAUAUAUUGUCUCGCCUGCCCGUCCGAAUGUUAAGGGACAGCGUGUGACACUCAGAGCAGAAUUAAUUGGCAAUGCAAACAAGCCUUCCUGCAACAACAACAACAACAACAAACCAUGCGUGAUGUUCAAUUGUCAUUGGGAUAAAUUAUCCACGAUCAUUCGUGAGUCUAUUGUUAUUUAAAGUUGAUUUAUUUUUUUGCUAUCGUUAUUAAUAUUUUAUCCGUGUUCCACUUGCCACGUGGAGGCGAGCGUCUGUCUGUGUGACGUGUAAAUACACUCCAAAUUAGGACCGCAUAUAUUAACAAUCUAUACCGACGUGUCCUGCCGUAGUAACUCUCUGAUCUUGUAAAACCUGUCAUGUGCAGCGUAUUAAUUAGGGUGUCACUCAUUAACAUGCAAAUGGCGGGAAACAGAGUUAAGUUAAAACAAAUACAAUUACACUCUCUGAAUGUGAUACUUUGAUGUAGAAGUCGACAGCUGAGGGUGUUAUUCAAAUAUGUUCAUAUUUACGGGUUACUCGUGAUGACUUGACACGACUUCUCUGCGUCUAUGCCUCUACUAUACCUCGACGUGUAUCCAUCUCAUUACUUCUAUUAAGUCGUUAAGCCAGCUGGCCAGCAUUUGUGCAAAAAACCGAGCCCACUUUUCACCCAGGCAACUGGACAGCACGGGCUAAUAAUAGUUACUAACCGAACAAGAACACUCACUGCAAUGCCAUCUCGAUUCCCGUUGAGUGACCAGUACAUAUUGAGGGGUGGUCUUCGAGUUCCCAGUGGCCUCAGUGUAACGGGUAAAAUCAGUGAAGUCAGGAGGAUGUCACCCUGACAAUACCAAACUUGAAUUCUGAGUGACACCCUGUCGUGUAUAAAUAUUAAAGACUGCGCUAUCCACAAGCAUGUAUACCAUAGCUAAUGUUAGGCGAGUGUU